Messenger RNA from Histoplasma mississippiense, 4080 nucleotides. RefSeq names its product xanthine dehydrogenase. The record is from RefSeq and is a predicted model, not a curated record. The transcript has 4 exons. The coding region runs from base 1 to 4080 and encodes 1359 amino acids. Gene Ontology annotation, molecular function: FAD binding; xanthine dehydrogenase activity; iron ion binding. Lineage: Eukaryota; Fungi; Ascomycota; Eurotiomycetes; Onygenales; Ajellomycetaceae.
AUGGCUCCAUCUGUCCUCCAGCGUCCUGACUCUUCCGUGGUCCUAAAGCAGACCCCUUCGCUAGCAUCAGUAACAGAGAACUAUUGUAGUUCCCUCCGAUUUUACCUCAACGGAACAAGGGUUGAGCUGGAAAAUGCCGAUCCCGAAGCCACUCUGUUGGAGUACUUGAGGGGUGUUGGACUGACAGGAACCAAGCUGGGAUGCGCCGAGGGUGGUUGUGGAGCUUGCACAGUGGUUAUCUCGCACCUUAAUCCUACAACGAAGCAAAUAUACCAUGCAUCCGUUAACGCAUGUCUCGCACCACUUGUCAGUGUGGACGGCAAACAUGUCAUCACUGUGGAGGGGAUUGGAAAUGCGAAUAGCCUGCAUGCCGUUCAGCAAAGAAUUGCUGCGGGAAACGGAAGCCAGUGUGGGUUUUGUACGCCGGGUAUUGUCAUGAGUUUAUAUGCCCUGCUGCGGAACAAUCCUUCUCCGUCAAAACUUGCAAUCGAAGAAACAUUCGAUGGCAACCUUUGUCGCUGCACCGGUUACCGCUCCAUCCUAGACGCCGCCCAGUCAUUUUCUUGUGGAAAAACAAGUGCCAGCGGGGGACCGGCUUGCUGCAUGGAAUGGAAACAGGGAGGUUGUUGUAAGGAUAAGGCAUCUACAAAUUGCGACACCAGCAAUAGUGACAACACCUCAACCGAAAAAUCCUUCAAUUCGCCGGAUUUCAUCUCCUACAACCCCGACACUGAAUUGAUUUUCCCUCCGUCAUUGCGGAAGUAUGAGUUUAGGCCAUUGGCCUUUGGAAAUAAGAGAAAACGCUGGUACCGUCCUGUCACUGUGCGGCAGUUAUUGGAGAUCAAGGACGCAUGUCCAUCCGCCAAGAUUGUGGGGGGAAGCACCGAGACACAGAUUGAAGUCAAGUUCAAGGCUAUGCAAUAUGUCGACUCAGUAUAUGUCGGCGAUAUUCCGGAGUUAAAACAGUACGUUUUUACGGACGAUUACCUGGAAUUAGGGGCGAACGUUACCUUGACGGAUUUGGAGAGUAUCUGCGAUAAAGCAAUUGAGAUAUACGGACCUACUAAGAGCCAACCGUAUGCUGCAAUCAAGAAACAGAUCAGGUACUUUGCUGGAAGACAGAUUCGUAAUGUUGCGUCCCCAGCAGGAAAUAUAGCUACCGCGUCGCCGAUAUCCGAUCUAAAUCCAGUUUUUGUUACAACUAGCACGAUCCUAGUUGCAAAAUCUCUAGAGGGAGAUACAGAGAUUCCGAUGGGAGAGUUUUUUAAAGGAUACCGGUCUACAGCUUUGGCAGCCAACGCUAUCGUCGCAUCGUUGCGAAUCCCAGUGAGCCAGGAAUCUGGCGAAUAUCUCCGGGCAUACAAGCAGUCAAAAAGAAAGGAUGAUGACAUAGCCAUCGCCAACGCCGCUUUUCGAGUUUCACUUUCAGAUUCAAAUAUCGUGACCAGUGCUAAUCUGGUAUACGGCGGCAUGGCUCCUACAACCACCCCUGCGAAGCUAGCACAAACCUUCCUCGUAGGGAAGGACUGGACUGAUCCAGCCACACUUGAGGGCGUAAUGAAUUCUUUGGAAAUGGAUUUUGACCUUCCGUCUUCAGUGCCAGGCGGGAUGCCAACGUAUAGGAAAACUCUCGCCCUGGGGUUCUUCUACCGGUUCUACCAUGAUGUACUCGCCAGUCUCCGGUGUAACACUACAGCUGCCGAAGAAGAAGCGGUCGCUGAAAUCGAGAGAGAAAUCUCUUCCGGCCGAAAGGAUCAUGCAGCUGCCCGCUCAUAUGAAAAGCGGAUUCUGGGGAAGGAAGUACCCCAUGUCUCCGCGCUGAAGCAAACUACUGGCCAGGCGCAAUACACGGAUGACAUUCCCCCUCAACGCAAUGAACUCUACGGGUGCCUAGUCCUAUCCACAAAGGCUCGUGCGAAAAUACUAAGGGUCGAUUUCCGCCCUGCUUUGGAUAUCCCAGGUGUGGUCGACUAUGUUGAUCAUACUAGUCUUCCGAGCCCAGAAGCAAAUUGGUGGGGCCAACCGAGGGCUGAUGAAGUAUUUUUUGCCGUCAAUGAAGUUUUCACGGCUGGUCAGCCCAUUGGGAUGGUUCUUGGUACUUCCGUAAGAUUGGCUGAAGCGGGUUCGCGGGCUGUCAAGAUUGAAUAUGAAGAGUUACCUGCUAUCCUAACCAUCGAGCAAGCGAUUGAAGCGAACUCCUUUUACGACCAUCAUAAGCCUUUUAUCAAAAGUGGUGACAUCGAGGCUGCAUUUGCCACAGCAGAUCAUGUUUUCGCUGGCGUCUCAAGAAUGGGUGGGCAGGAGCAUUUCUAUCUAGAAACUCAAGCGUGUGUUGCUAUUCCCAAGCCAGAGGAUGGGGAGAUGGAGAUUUGGAGUAGCACGCAGAACCCUAAUGAAACACAAGAGUAUGUGGCUCAGGUCACCGGAGUUGCAUCUAACAAGAUCGUGUCGAGAGUCAAACGGCUUGGGGGUGGGUUCGGAGGGAAAGAAUCUAGAUCGGUUCAGCUUGCCGGUAUCUGCGCGGUGGCUGCUUCCAAGUCUAGGCGCCCCGUUCGUUGUAUGCUGAAUCGUGAUGAGGAUAUUCUUACAUCGGGUCAACGGCAUCCAUUUCUCUGCCACUGGAAAGUUGGCGUGUCGAAGGAAGGGAAACUAUUGGCGCUGGACGCCGAUGUUUAUGCUAACGCUGGUCAUACUCAGGACCUCUCUUUUGCUGUGGUUGAUCGAUGUCUAUCACACAUUGAUGGUGUCUACAACAUCCCCAACGUUCAUGUUCGUGGGCAUGUUUGCCGUACGAAUACGGUGUCCAAUACUGCAUUCCGCGGAUUCGGCGGGCCACAAGGCCUAUUUUUCGCUGAGACUUACAUGUCAGAGAUCGCUGAUCAUCUGAACAUCCCUGUGGAAAAGCUUCAGGAGAUCAACAUGUACAGUCGAAAUAACAAGACGCAUUUCAAUCAGGAACUCGGUGCCGAUUGGUAUGUGCCCCUCAUGUACAAGCAGGUAAUGGACGAAUCCGAUUAUGCUUCCCGUCGAGCAGCGGUUACAGAGUACAAUCGGACUCACAAAUGGUCCAAAAAGGGCCUCGCUAUUGUUCCAACAAAAUUCGGUAUAUCUUAUACGGCGUUAUUCCUUAACCAGGCUGGUGCGUUGGUGCAUUUGUAUAAUGAUGGUAGCGUCCUUGUUGCUCACGGCGGCAUCGAAAUGGGCCAAGGCCUGCACACUAAAAUCACCAUGAUCGCAGCGGAGGCACUUGGUGUUCCUCAGUCCGACAUCUUCAUAUCCGAAACGGCUACUAACACCGUGGCCAAUGCAUCUCCCACGGCGGCCUCUGCAAGUUCUGACCUCAAUGGAUAUGCAGUCUUCAAUGCCUGCGAACAACUCAACCAGCGCCUCCAACCAUACAGGGAGAAAUUGCCGAACGCGACGAUGAAACAACUGGUCAAAGCAGCGUAUCUCGACCGGGUUAACCUCACCGCGAACGGUUUCUACAAGACCCCCGAUAUAGGCUAUAAAUGGGGUGAGAACAAAGGCCUCAUGUUCUACUACUUCACCCAAGGGGUGACCGCAGCCGAAGUCCAGAUCGACACGUUAACGGGCGAUUGGACACCACUCCGUGCAGAUAUAAAAAUGGACGUGGGACAGAGUAUAAACCCUUCCAUCGACUACGGACAGAUCGAAGGUGCUUUUAUCCAGGGCCAAGGACUCUUCACGACUGAGGAGAGCCUCUGGCACCGUGCUUCUGGCCAGAUUUUCACCCGUGGGCCGGGCACGUAUAAAAUCCCUGGCUUCAGAGAUAUUCCGCAAGUGUUCAAUGUGAGCUUGCUUAAAGAUGUACAAUGGGAGAAUCUACGGACGAUCCAGCGAUCAAGAGGUGUUGGCGAGCCGCCUCUUUUCAUGGGCAGCGCUGUCUUCUUCGCGAUACGGGAUGCACUGAAAGCGGCAAGAAAACAAUGGGGGGUUGAUGAAGUAUUGACCUUGGUCAGUCCGGCGACGCCUGAAAGGAUUCGGAUCAGCUGUUGUGAUCCGAUCGUGGAAAGGAGUCGGGUGAAGGACAAGGGUGACGGAUUUUUUGUUGUUAUUUAA